ACUUCUUUCAACUCCAUUGAUUUCAUCAAAUUCGUUUCGUUUUACUGGUCUUGAAUUGAGAACGUUUGGUUUUCUUCUCGAGGGGUAUAGCUUAGAGCACUCCUUCGUCUUCGUCUUCCCAGAUGGAGGUGGAGUCGCCGGCGCAUCUCUCCGCGGCGUGCGAGCGCCUGUUGAGCUCGGGCCUCUACUCGGACAUCACUUUCCAGACGGGGGACGACUCCACCCCCGCCCACCGCUGCAUCCUCGCGUCCCUCUCGCCAGUGUUUAGCACCAUGCUCUCGGCCGGCCUCCAGGAGCAAGAGACCGCCACGAUCGCCAUCACCGACAUGACCACUCCACAGCUCCGGGCCUUCCUCCUCUUCCUCUACACGGGUCGCCUGGAGCAGCAAAAGGUGGCGGAGUCGGGCUUGGCCGUGCUUGCCGCCUGUCACAAGUACUGCCUCCCGGGACCUCUCAUGAACGCUUGCGUCGCCGGCCUGUGUCGAUCCAUCACCUGCGAGAACUGCCUCGGCCUGCUGGAGCUCGCGGAUCUCUACGGCCAGGAGGCGCUGGCUGCCAAGUGCCAGAGCUUUGUCACCAGUCACCUGUCCGAGUUCCUCGAUUGCAAUGGAAAAGCGCUCGUCUCAAAGAAUGCGGAGCUCCUGCUGGACCUGGUGAGAGAUAGACUGCCACCGCUUGGCUUCCGGGAGAUCAAGCUCUGGUUCCGACGAUACAACACCCAGAAGGUCCGCUUGCAUAAGGUCGUUCUUCCAGCCGGUAGCACUGUCGCGGAGCUUGUGUCCGAGGUGAAUAAGCAGCUCAACCGGCCGAACAAGCUCAGGGUGUCGCUCCGGAUUCUCCAAGUUUUCAACCAUCGGAUCGGCCGCAUCUUCAAGAGGAAGGAUCCCAUCUCGGUCAUCAGCCAGGAGGAGUCGGACGGUGAUGGCCUGCGAGCCGAGGAGGUUCCACCGGACGACGAGAAGUCUCUGGCUGGUAAGUCUGUGAUUCACGUCCACCACUUCCGGACUGGGACCUGGUCGUAUGAAGCUUUCGGAGAGCCGUUUGCAAUGCACGUUCACCACCAGGAGACUCUUCGCAGGAUCAAGCAGAGGAUCAAGGCGAGGCUGGCUGUGUCCAACGAAACUUUUGAGAAGUGGAAGUUUGCCAAGUUCCAUACGGUACCAGGCCUGAAUGAAUACGUUCCCCCGGUUUAUCUCGACGACAAUAUGCCCAUGGCGGUGCUUCUGACGGUUGAUGGAUGCUCGUCCUCUAGAGCAAUGUCAACGUUGCCUCUUGGCAUCCACCACACCCAGGAUGUCUUGGGGUCUUGCAAGUAGAAAACAUAUCCUGCUUUCUUUUGAGUAUUACAACCAAUGGGUUGAGCUGACAUUAAAAAAAAAACAGAGAGUUCUUGUA
This is a messenger RNA of Selaginella moellendorffii, 1395 nucleotides long. Its product is annotated as ubiquitin carboxyl-terminal hydrolase 13. Gene Ontology annotation, molecular function: protein binding. The record is from RefSeq and is a predicted model, not a curated record. Lineage: Eukaryota; Viridiplantae; Streptophyta; Lycopodiopsida; Selaginellales; Selaginellaceae. The transcript has a single exon. Bases 123 to 1316 code for a protein of 397 amino acids.